GCUGCCGCCGCCAUGACCACGCCGCUGUCCACCCGCGCGGGCGGCGGGCCUUCCACGCCGCUGUCGCCCACACGCCUGUCCCGGCUGCAGGAGAAGGAGGAGCUGCGGGAACUCAAUGAUCGCCUGGCGCACUACAUCGACCGUGUCCGCGCGCUUGAGCUCGAGAACGACCGGUUGCUGCUCAAGAUCUCGGAGAAGGAGGAGGUGACCACACGCGAGGUCAGUGGGAUCAAGGCACUGUAUGAAUCGGAGCUGGCAGACGCUCGCCGAGUUCUGGACGAGACGGCCCGGGAGCGCGCGCGGCUGCAGAUUGAGAUUGGGAAACUGAGAGCUGAGCUGGAGGAGGCCAACAAGAGUGCCAAGAAACGGGAGGGAGAUCUCACAGUGGCCCAGGGCCGCGUCAAGGACCUCGAGUCCCUGUUCCACCGCAGUGAGGCGGAGCUGACCGCAGCUCUUAGUGACAAGCGUAACCUUGAGAAUGAGGUGGCCGAGUUGCGGGCUCAGCUGGCCAGGGCAGAGGAUGGCCACACUGUGGCCAAAAAGCAGCUGGAGAAGGAGACUCUAAUGCGCGUGGACCUGGAGAACCGCUACCAGAGCCUGCAGGAGGAGCUUGACUUCCGCAAGAACGUGUUUGAGGAGGAGGUGCGAGAGACGCGGCGGCGGCAUGAGCACCAGCUGGUGGAGGUGGACAGCAGCCGGCAGCAGGAAUAUGACUUCAAGAUGGCGCAGGCGCUGGAGGAGCUGCGCAGUCAGCAUGACGAGCAAGUGCGGCUGUACCGCCGGGAGCUGGAGCAGACCUAUCAGGCCAAGCUGGAGAACGCCAAGCUGAGCUCCGAGCAGAACGACAAGGCAGCCAGCGCGGCCCGUGAGGAGCUGAAGGAGGCCCGAGUGCGGGUCGAGUCCCUCAGCUACCAGCUGUCCGGGCUCCAGAAGCAGGCCAGUGCUGCUGAGGACCGCAUUCGGGAACUGGAGGACACCAUGGCCGGGGAGCGGGAAAGAUUUCGGAAGAUGCUGGACGCCAAGGAGCGGGAGAUGACGGAGAUGCGGGAUGUGAUGCAGCAGCAACUGGCUGAGUACCAGGAGCUGCUGGACGUAAAGCUGGCCCUGGACAUGGAGAUCAACGCCUACCGCAAACUCCUGGAGGGAGAGGAGGAGAGGUUGAAGCUGUCUCCCAGCCCAUCCUCCAGGGUGACCAUCUCCCGAGCUACCUCGAGCAGCAGCGGUAGCAGCGUGUCGGCCGGGGGGCGCCCGGGUCGCAGCAAGCGGAAGCGGCUGGAGGCGGAAGAGGUGCUGGGCUCGGCCUCCACCGGCCUUGCCCUGGGUGGCGGUGGCGGUGGUGGUGGUGGCGGCGGCGGCGGUAGCUUCCAGCUAUCCCAGCAGGCGUCCUCCACGGGCAGUGUCAGCAUUGAGGAGAUCGACGUGGAGGGCAAGUGUGUGCGUUUGAAGAACAACUCGAACAAGGACCAGCCUCUGGGGAACUGGAGGAUCAAGAGGCAGGUGGCGGAAGGGGAGGAAAUCGCCUACAAGUUCACGCCCAAGUAUGUCCUGCGGGCUGGACAGACGGUCACGGUGUGGGCAGCAGGGGCGGGGGUGGCCCACAGCCCCCCUGCCACACUUGUGUGGAAGAGCCAGGGCAGUUGGGGCACGGGCGAGAGCUUCCGGACCGUCCUGGUCAAUGCCGACGGAGAGGAGGUGGCCAUAAGAGCCGUGACCCAGUCGUCAGUGGUGCGGGACACCGAGAACGGGGAGGAAGAGGAGGAGGAAGAGGCCGAGUUCGGGGAGGAGGAUCUUUUCCAUCAGCAGGGGGACCCACGGACCACCUCAAGGGGCUGCCGCGUGAUGUGA
This is a messenger RNA of Chrysochloris asiatica (Cape golden mole), 1845 nucleotides long. RefSeq names its product lamin B2 (gene LMNB2). Bases 13 to 1845 code for a protein of 610 amino acids. Lineage: Eukaryota; Metazoa; Chordata; Mammalia; Afrosoricida; Chrysochloridae. The record is from RefSeq and is a predicted model, not a curated record. The transcript has 12 exons.